GCCCGUCUUGUCGAUCUGGUAGCCACAUUCUUUUCAGCUGCUAUCGAAGCUGUCGCAAGUCGUAGAUCAUGAAGACUUCCACAGGAUUCCGCACACGAUUGUGAGUCCGUUGUUGCAAUCGACAGUACUCGUGAUUUCGCUAGGCGUGGCUCGCGACCUUGAAGAACAUGUCCGCAGUUGGCGUGAAACCUGCAUUUCGUAGCGUGGAAGACCGUCUGCCCAGGGCAUGUUUUGAAGCCGGUUUCCGGCUCGAAAUGCCUACGCUAUUGAGAGAUCCAGUUUAUGACUACUCUAUCAGACGGUUUGUGAUGAAGUGUAGGAGAUUCAUGUCAGACAUCAUGCAUCAUUCUUCGUCGCACUCGGGAGGCGCGAGUCUCUAUGCAUCGCUCAGACCGCUGUCUUCUCGCAAUCUGCAUGUGCAGUCUAAAGGCUCGCACAGUGCUCAUAAUUACAAGGAUGGGCACACGAGAAGUGCGAGUCGGACUCAUGCGAUUGGCGGUCGGGUGAUCUUCCCUAUAUGGAAAUGUCGGUUGACCGGCAAUUACAACACCUUAUUACUUGGCCUAUAUGUAGGGCCUUCUUGCCACUACCCCGCAUUCCGCUCCGCCGAAACUACCUCAAGAUGAGACCCUCAGCAGUACGCUUGCUCAACAUUCUGGUGCCCAUCAAAAGGCACGUCGUAGCCUGUGGGUGGGGCGGAGAAACGUGGCUAACACGGUCAUUGCAGGACGGUUGACUAUGCGGUGAAGGUCCGCGUGAAUCCCGACCAGAAGGGCGUCGAUCUCAAUGUCAAGCAUUCCAUGGUGUGUUUGCACUUGCUUU
This is a messenger RNA of Laetiporus sulphureus 93-53, 822 nucleotides long. RefSeq lists its product as uncharacterized. NCBI's taxonomy places the organism in Eukaryota, Fungi, Basidiomycota, Agaricomycetes, Polyporales, Laetiporaceae. The transcript has a single exon. The coding region runs from base 168 to 626 and encodes 152 amino acids. The record is from RefSeq and is a predicted model, not a curated record.